This is a messenger RNA of Gaeumannomyces tritici R3-111a-1, 1713 nucleotides long. RefSeq lists its product as hypothetical. Gene Ontology annotation, cellular component: nucleolus. The coding region runs from base 403 to 1026 and encodes 207 amino acids. The record is from RefSeq and is a predicted model, not a curated record. Gene Ontology annotation, biological process: negative regulation of protein kinase activity. Lineage: Eukaryota; Fungi; Ascomycota; Sordariomycetes; Magnaporthales; Magnaporthaceae. Gene Ontology annotation, molecular function: protein kinase binding; double-stranded RNA binding; protein kinase inhibitor activity. The transcript has a single exon.
CAUGCUGGAGGCGCCACACAUUGGCCCACACAUGGCCCAAACUUUUUUUUUCGGUACCCACCGCAGUCGACGAACGACUUUCUCCUGCUACGCAACGCGUGCAUCGCAUCCAGACCCCCGGCGACCGCGUUGGCUCAAAUUGGCCCAGCCUUUCCCCAUCUCCUGCAAGCAACACGCGCGGAACCGCAUCCCGCUGCCACCUGCCCCCCUCCCCCCAAAAAAAGAAAGGACAAUCUGCCAAAAAACUAAAUCGCACCACCCCCCGUUUAGCACCGUCGCCCACCCACCCGCCUCCUUCGGUCACCGGCCCGGGUAAAGCCAAGGAAUGGCGAGAUAGAGGCCCCGGGGGUUGGAUAAUCAUUACCCAAGCGAAUCAGCCACCUUGACCUACCAACAAGAAAAAUGUCUGGCGAAGGCCCCGAAAGCAUCCCGACGUCGGCGGACCCGCGCUCCAAGCGGCCGACCAAGAAGCGCGCCCUGACGCCCGUGUCGGAGCAGGCCGCGUCGGUCGAGGCGCUCUUCGCCAAGCCCGAACAGGUCAUCCGGGUCCCCGCCGGCGGCGACGCCGACGCCGCCCGCCGCCGUCACGCCGCGCCGCCCGAGAUCGUCACAAACGUCCAGGGCUCCAGCGCCGGCGCCGGCUCGGGCGAGUUCCACGUGUACAAGGCCAGCCGCCGCCGCGAGCUCGAGCGCCUGCGCCUCAUGGACGAGGACCUGCGCAAGGAGCAGGCCCGCCAGGAGUUCGAGCGCAGGCGGUCCGAGAACGAGCUGCGGGACGAGGAGAAGACGCGCAGGAACAGGGAGAAGCGUGAGAAGAAGAAGAAGAGGGCCCGCAUGACACAGCAGAACAAGCCCAAGCCCGACGCCGUCGCCCCUGGCGCGGGCUCCGCCGCCGGUGCGGACGCGAAAUCAGCAGCGGCGGCAGCAGGGAGCGGAGGAGACACCGAUGCUGAUAAGGACUCGUCGGCCCCCGUUAUUACUGCUGCACAGGCCGAGGCCGGCCUCGUGAUUCACGAAGAGGAUUGAGAGCCCAUGGCACCGACCGAUCGACAGACGCGCUCCGUUCCUAGAUACGAACGACGGAAAAUACGAUCAACCUAGCCGACGAUGGCGACGACGCUCGCAUCCGAUCCCUCGACGACUUCUUUGUCUCUGGUUUUACUUCUUUUUGUCUACCAAAACUCCCAGAACGGAUUUUGCAAGGGUUUUACACGGACCGGCAACGAAAGAAGGGGGUAUUCAUCAUCCUCUCGUCGCCCUCAUCCAUCUCCGCGGUACCACCAUCGAGAAAACCAACGACAGGGAAUCCGGACGUCGACAUGGGGCAAAAAGCUACCCAGAUACACCCCCACGACAAGGAUUUUGGUAGGUGGUCUAGCGCAUUAGGGAUCCUCGUGUCUAUUCAUCGCCUCCGCCUCCGCCGGUGCCGACGCCUGGCUGCGCCUUCUUUGCGCUGCAAAUAUCGUCGACCCUGAGGAGAAGACAGGCGGCCUGUAGGAAUACAAUGUGUUAGAAUAUAUACCCACCGUAGUACCCGUAAUAUACUCGGCCUCGUCGCCCGCUGCGACGGUCUGAGCAGAGAAAAGAUGGAUUUGGGCGAAAAAAAAGGGGGCAAAACUGACCUCGAUCGCCGUCUUCAUGCUCUGCACCUUGAUGGCCUCGGGCUCCCACACGCCAUAGUCCUUCAUGUCGGCCAGGGCACCGGUGUCGCCG